Ochlerotatus camptorhynchus is the source of this 1888-nucleotide messenger RNA. Its product is annotated as zinc finger protein pita-like. Lineage: Eukaryota; Metazoa; Arthropoda; Insecta; Diptera; Culicidae. The transcript is spliced from 4 exons. Gene Ontology annotation, cellular component: nucleus. The coding region runs from base 21 to 1541 and encodes 506 amino acids. Gene Ontology annotation, molecular function: zinc ion binding. The record is from RefSeq and is a predicted model, not a curated record.
AACAUUUUCUAAGCAUUGCGAUGGCCUCUUGGACGUCGGGGCAAGUUUGCCGCUUCUGCGGAGAGCAAAACGAUGUGAUUGUUGACCUAAUAGGAACUGGGUUGUGUGAAAAGCUGGUGCGGUUCUUUCCGCUGAAGUUUGAUACUGCCGAUCUCCUUCCGAAGAUGGCUUGUACGGAAUGCGCCAGCAUAAUUCAGAAGAUGGAGGGAUUUGUUCUUAAAGCACAGGAAGUGGAGCAUAAUUUACUAGAGCGCUCAAAUCGUUCGGUAAGCAAUGUGAUAUCCCCUUUGGAAAUACGGUCUCUGGUUAGUUCGAUAAGUGCAACAAAAACCAAACCUCAUCCCGCCUCCGUUAACGAAGUUCUUCGUAAGCUCAACACUUCAUCCAUAGUAAUCAAGAAGAUAGACAAAAAGAAACCAAUUGAAAUCGAACAACCAGCUAAAACCAAACGAAUAGAUGAUGAGGAACCGCUUUUGAAGAUGAAGGUUGAAGUAUUGGACGAAGAAGUAGAGCAUCUACCCGCUGAAGAUUUCAUUCACUACGAUGAUACUGAUGAUGAUGAAGAAGGGGAAGUCCUUGCUCGGCAUAGCUUCCAGAGCAUUGAGUCUGUCAAUAUUAAGGAAAUGCACUCGACCGACGAAAGCAGUCAAGAGGCUUUUCCCGAAGAAAGAUUGGAGAUUGAAAUCAACCCGGAAUACAUGCAGAACGAUCAGGUGGUAGAUAGCGAACCACGCCGGUUGAGGUCACCAGCGAAACUUAAGCCAAAACCCCGUUUAUCCAAUUCCAAAAAUGUUGUCAUCAAUCUAACGGAUCCUUGUCAUUACGUAUGCGUAACGUGCAAAGGAAAAUUCAAAAGCUUUGAAGAGCUACAGACUCAUAUCGAUCAGAACAUUUCCUGCAAGAAAGUCAACAGUACUUGUGAGCAAUGCGGGAAGGUGUGCGACAGCCGUCGAGCGUUGUAUCAACACAGGCAGACACACAAUCCCAAGCCGCAGUUGAUUUGCGACCAAUGCGGUAAGGUCUACACCAAUUCGUUCAACUUAGAAAAUCACAAAAGCCAAGUUCACGGUGAAGAGAUUGAAGAACUUGGCUACGUUUACAAAUGCUGCGAGCAAACUUUCCCAACUCGUCGGGAACUUAAUGACCAUAUUGCUACACACAGCAAACUACUCAACCUUUUAUGCGACACCUGUGGCAAAUCGUUUACUUCACAUAAAGCACUUCGGUCUCACAAUAUGAGCCAUCUUAAUAUUAGACCUUUUUCAUGCGAUUUGUGUGACAAAUCGUUCCGAACUAAAUUGUUGCUAGUGCAACAUUCGCAUGUCCAUACCGGAAUCAAGGCCUUCAACUGCGACAUGUGUGAGAAGUCCUUUGCUAAAAAGGAAUCGCUUAAGAGGCACUACAAACUUCACUCAAGUGAACCUGUUUCCUGGUCGUCCACGGGUGAGAAAAUCUCGGUCAAGCCUUUGGAACAACUACAACAGGCGCAUCAUGAACAACCGCAGUCAUAUGUUGAGUAUGAAGAGCUACAACACGUCUGAAGCUUCAAAAGGCAAGCGAUUUAUUUCCAUUUUUAUACGUUGAUUGUCGAUCUAAUAGACAAGAAACCACACUGGAUGUCAGUGAUGUGCUUUGUAAAAUGAACAAUCGAAACAAUCAGCUGUUGUUCUUCGCUUGGGAUGACAUCCUUGAUAUGUAUUGGGAUAUACUCCAGCAUUUUACGUGACUUUUGUUCUAUUCAAACGAUCUCACUCACGCGCUCUAGAAUUUUGAGCACCUAUACAGUUGUGCAUUAGAACACCAAUGAAAAAAUAAUAAGCCGACCAUAUACAAAAUGUUCAUUGCUUCGAAAAAAAGACACUAUGCAAAAUUUGGGCUCAGUUGGACA